Molecule: messenger RNA, 4236 nt
Organism: Nylanderia fulva
Lineage: Eukaryota; Metazoa; Arthropoda; Insecta; Hymenoptera; Formicidae
Gene: CycG
Product: cyclin G
Source: RefSeq, a predicted model, not a curated record
AGCUCGGAGUGAGUCGGUCUGUCAGUUUUAUUUUUUUACGCACAAAAUAAGUGAGUUGGCGUACCUGUGUGUGUUUCUUUUGUUCGCGAGGGCACAUCUAAGCGCACUUUUUGCGAAGUGUUGCAUUUGUAAAUACAUAUCGCACGUGCAUUCACAUAUAUAUACAUAUGUAUUUUGUGACGUAUUUUUUUCGAAGAUAUAUUUAAAUCUCUUCUCGUGUUAUCAAGAUGAAAAAAUCGGGGUUGACAGUUUUCGCGAGGAGAGAAAGAAGUGAUUAAAUGUAAUUUUUGAGAAGAAUGUCAAAAAUCCGUAGAAACGCAUUUUAUUUUCUAUUUUUUGCUGAUCGCAAAAGUGCAUCCGAAAGCCAGUUUGACAGCGAGUUUGACAGCUCUCGCGUUGCAUCAGCUGCUCUCAUCGUGCCUUAUGUAUGUCUUUGUUUAACGAGAUACCACAUACUUGCUGUGAUAUACCUACAAGGCUAAGCCAGCUGGGCCAUUCUUGUUUUGUGUGAUUCUUCUCAUCAGCUAUACUACAUCCCUAGCUGUCAAGUGUCCUAAUCAGAUUGUCGGUGUAGUUAGCUGUUGCGAUGUCACACACCGCAGGAAUGGACACAUCGGGCUUGCCUGUACCGGAUGCAAUCCCAUCACUCGAACAACUACGAGAGGACCUAGUCCUGAACCUCGUCCAGGAGGUUAAAUUUCAGCCGAAUCUCGAUGAAUUGCCUAUAACGAUACAGGACAACGAGAUAAGUAUCGCCGCCCGGGAUAAAUCCGCUUACAUACUAAGAUGCCUGAAAGUGAUGUACGACUUGCCAUCGGAUGUCUUUUUCAUGGCGAUCAAUCUGAUGGAUUGUUUCCUGACAAGAAUGAAGGCGAAACAGAAGUACAUGGCUUGCAUCAGCGUAUCCGCCUUUUACACGGCCGCUCAACAGAUGCAACCCCUGAACGCCGACCACGUGGUCUCGAUCUCACAAUGUAGAUGUACCGCCGACGAUUUAAGACGCAUGUCUGAUGUGAUAAAGAACAAGUUGGAGCGGGCGCCCGAUACUCGACCCAUCACGGCGCUGACAUUUAUACGGCUGUUCAACAACAUGUUCCAUGCUGUGGCGAGACAAUUGCAUCAUGACAACUUGUAUGCCAGUAUCAUCAACGAAUCUGAAUUGAUUCUCAGAUUGGAAAUGGUAGCUUGCGAUGGUAAUUGCGCGAGUCUCAGGCCGUCCGAAGUGGCUUUGGUAGUACUUUGCAGUUACUUGGAUGCUGCUGUUAAUCGAUUGAUGAACGCGAAUACGGACACUACUGUUAAUAAUUUAUCGCGCAACGCAUCCAUCCCACUGACAUAUCAAAGAUUAAGAAAUGAGCUUAUGCAGUUUGCUGCGGUACUCCGAAAGAAAUGCAAUAUUUCAGAGGAAAGUUUCCGCUCCACUCACGGGGCAGUGAGCGCUAUAUUGAGCAAAUAUAACGCUCAGGAGCAAACAAACAAAACUCAUAAACAAAAGUUAAUUUGGAAAGUGUCACCACGAACCGCAGUUAUUUUGCGUCCGUCUCAAAACUUUACAUCCGUGCUACCCGUUAUCGCGGAACAUGUUCCAUCAGUUCCAUCUCCGAACAAGAUCAGCAGGAAAAGUCGUAAAUAUCGGCGCCGUGGAAAUAAGAGAUGUUAAUACAGCAUCGCCAGUUUGUUUUUAAGGCUGCGGCAUUAGGAGUUGUCUGGGAUAUUAAACAAAAAUGCAAGAUUUAGUUUAUCCGGCACAACAAUCAAAGCUUGGCUCGGGAGUACAAAUGUCGACUUACACAUCACACUACGUAAUAAUUUCUCUUCGAUAUAUCAUUUGCAUCACUUGCUGAGAUUAUACAUAUUGGUGGAACAUAAAUUACUGUUACCUUGCUAAAUAACAGUUACAUACGUAUGUUUUGCCAAUACGUAAGAUAUGAUUAUCACGUCAUAUAUUAAUCUCUACUUUUUUAUUUCAUUUAUUUUACUUUGCGUAUAUUUCAAAAUAUUUGUGUAAGUAGUUUAAUUUUUACAAAAGAGACAAGAUUUAAGCCCCAUUCCGGUGGUAAAAUCGAAUUAAUUGUUUUUAUAUAAGGGGCUUAGAAAGUUGGGGAGAGAGAAAGCAGAUACACAUUGUGAAGAGCAGUACCAACAACAAAAUUAUCUUUAAAGAAACAUUGAAAUUAAUGUGAUAUAAUGUCUAUUAUUUAAUUAGUAUUAUCUAGGGGAAUUAAUACAUUGCUAAAAUUAUAUAUAUAUUUGCGAAAUGCGUUAAAUGAGAGGAAAAACUAUAAAAAAGAAGUAUAAAUAGGAAAAAAUUGUGGAAAUGUUGAGACUUUUAGGUAUAACAAAAUUAUUAUUAACGGAAAAUAAAUUAUAAUGAUAUAUUAGUUGACAUAAUCAACAAGAAAAUUGCUAAACGUGCUGAAACUUAUGACAAAAAAAGUUUUAUUGAGUUUAGUUUUAUUCUGUGUCUCGAAAUAUUUGCUUUUCUUUCAUUAUCAUUUGUAUCGAGUGAAAUAGUCGAUAAAAUGUACAUUAUACCGAGUGUAUUUCUCUAUUUUUAUUCAGCGAUAUUUCAAGAUGCACAAAUGUAUAAAUUAAAGUGUCCAAGAUGAAUUUUAUUGUCAAUUUUAAUGCGGAAGAUAAGAAAACGUAAUUUAUGUGUGUAUUUUACAAAUAAUUUAUAUUAUCUUUUUUAUAAAAGCCGUAUUUUAAUUGACAAUUGUAUAAUAAUUUGUCGAAAAACAUGAUAUUUCAAUAUGAUCAUUUUUCAAUUAUAAGAAAUCACUUUAUGCACACUUGGAUUUAAUUUAUACAUUUUGAAAUUACUCUCAUAGUAAUAAUAGGAAGUUUCUUUAUAUCUGUUAAUUUUCAUAAUUCUGUGUUUAAUGAAUCGCAAUAACAGCGUCAAGGAAAUGCAAUGCGAAAUUACUUUGUGACUGAUCUAUCGCCGUUUUUCUCUUAUGAAUUUAAAACUGGUUCUCACAGUACCGAUAUGUGAGAAAAAUAGAGAAAUGUAAUAAUAAGGACAGACGCAAACGAUACGUCAUAAAUUGAGCGAACGAAUAAUUUUAUUCGAUAAAAAUGCGUUAAAAACUUUCAUGUACUAAACGGUCUAUGUAUAUUUUUGUAUUUAUUUCUUGUAGAUUCUCAUACGUAUCAAAACGAUAUAUGUGAUCGUUUUUGUAAUUCACGAUAACUCAUACAACUUGGGGGAACUUGUGGGAACUCCAUAAAAAAGAGGGAUAAAGGAAGCAAAAAAAUUAAUUACUUUCUUCGAUCUUAGCCAGUUUACGCUAGUCAUAAGUUCAUUUCUAAUUAUGAUCUGUGAACAUACGAUUCUCUUAUGCCUCAUGGCAUUUCUCAUCAAAAUACACCAAAUUUUAUUCCAAAUUUUAUUCUCUGUUUUUGUAACGUACCAGACACUAUGAAAGUAUUUGGAAAGUAUUUAAUCACUGAUUUUCUAACUGAAAGCAAGAAUAUUCUACGAAUACAUAAAAUACAAGUGCAGCAUAGCCAUUUAAUAGUUUAGAUUUCAAAAACGAGAAAAAGUCUGAUAUAUAAUACUACAUUUUUGAAUUUGUAGUAUGGGUGUUGCAUAUAGAGUUUUUUCAUGGAAAUAAUUCUAUUUGUUACAUACACAUGUAUAUAUAUAUCCUAUUUAUUUUACAGAUCAAAUUUCAUCUAAAAAUUUUUAUAUAAAUAUGAUGUUUAUAUUUCAAGAAACAGAUUUUUACUUGUUAGUAUUAUAAGUUAUAAGUUUGUCAUCUCUAUUAUUAACAUUGUUUUUUGGAAAAUAUUUUCUUACAUUGUAGAACAUGUAAAAAGUCGAAUGAUACAUUUGCAUUUUACAUAUUAUAUAAACAUGAAAUUUAUUAUUUUUUUUAAUAUAUAAGUUUUGUUUUUAUGUACUUUUUAUAUACAAAUGAUUUGCAUAACACAUACACAUAUGACGGACAGAAAAUAUUAAAUGAUUCAACUGUAUGUGUUUAUGAUCAAUCAUUAUCAUAGUAUUGUUAAUAUUUAUCAUCAAAUAUGUAUCACACAAAAUGCCACUCAUAAAAUCAUUGCGCAGAGGAAUACAGGCGAUUUUUACCUGUAUUAUACUUUUAAAACUGUCUAGGAUAUAACAAAUUUUGUAACCAUUGAUGAAUUUCAAAAUGUUAUGUUCAUACAAUUUUAACUUGUAAUUUUUUUGUAAUUAUAAGAUUGACAUGUGUAUGUAACAUGUAUAUAAGUCAA